Molecule: messenger RNA, 941 nt
Organism: Laetiporus sulphureus 93-53
Lineage: Eukaryota; Fungi; Basidiomycota; Agaricomycetes; Polyporales; Laetiporaceae
Exons: 4
Coding region: 255-656 (133 amino acids)
Source: RefSeq, a predicted model, not a curated record
GCCACUUUCAACAUUACCUUCUCUGUUCUUUGCAUUCACUGCGCGACCAUUUCUAGUCUAGAACAUCGAUCAUCCGACUGCAAAUUCACACUCGCUGUCGUGACGACGUCUCUAUUCAACGUGCAACAUGGACUCUCGGCUCGCUUGGCCCCAUGUCACAAUUAUAAUGCACCGGACAUCGACUACGACCUACUCUUGCCUUGUAAUAUGAUUCAUCUAAUACUCUCCGACUCUCCGUUGUGAUUGUAUAGUGUAUGGAUGUCACGCUUAUACGUCUCGAACAAGUCAUAGCGGCCGUCUGGUGUCUCGCAGCCGCUUGGGCUGAUCUCGCCUUCGGUGACAAGUCAACCCUUCAGCCCUUUGUAUCCUCGUCUCUUAACGAAAUCCUCAUACCACAACCAGCCAGCCGAUCAUGCUUCAUAACGAUUUUUACGGAGCGAUACCUCAGACACGGUCCGAGCUCACAAGUCGAGGAUCCGGACUCUGUCUCAUGGACAAUGGGUGGGAGCAGAUGGUAUCCCCCAUUUCCACAAUCCAGCAACGCUGCUACUACUCUAAUGAAGCCAUCACCAGCGUCACUUCAAGGGCCGCACCCCUCAGCCUUUGCGCAAUCUAUACUCUCAUCGCCUAACGUGAUGACCUUUUGCCACGCAUAGUCACACCGAAGUCGAGACCGUUACCUCAUGACACCGCGAACUCCUGCAGGAUAUCGUGGGGGAGGGAUAUGGAACGAUAGAGGAAGGAAAGGAAGGGCCCCGUCCUGCCGGACGGAAGACGAAUGUACAAGACGGCACAAGACAGAAGGAAACUACUACUUGGAUCCGGUGUUUAUUCCUCGGACGACGCACGUGGACCGGCAAGACGGCGAAGAAAGGGAGCAUGAAGGAAAGGAAGGGAACUGUAUAAUGAAGAAAAGAGGAAAUAAACGUCACAUUCCACGA